AUGCAAGCAAAGUGCACGGCGUAUGACGCGUGUGGUCAUCUCAGUGGUGUUCGGUGGUUGGGGGCUGGUGCUGCUCGUUUGCCUUUUCCCCACACUGCUUUCGUGCCCUCUCUUUCCCCACCUUCCUCCUCCUCCGCUCCCUCGCCUCUCCUCCCCUCCUAUCUCCUCCCCUGCUUGCCCCUUCGCCCAUCCGUUUUCUCCUCUCUCGCCCUCGCCUACCCUCUCGUUUCCCUUUCAUCUGCCUCCCAACCCCCGGCCUCCCAUCCACCGGCCUCACGUCCAUUCUCUGCCCAUCUUCCUGCGCCUCUCCCCUGCUUUCCGCCUCCACCUCUCCCGUCACCCUUCUCUCGUCCUCCCAUCCCUCCAUCCAGCCCACCCUUCCCUGAUCCCACCCUCCCCUCUUCCCUGUUGGCCCCCUCCCUCCCCUCUACCCUCUGUGAACCCUCACUCACUUCUCCCCUCUCUGACCCCACUCUCCUUUCUCCCUGUCCCACCACUGCGCCAGCACACCUCCUGUACGCCUCUUAUGCUCCACCCAUUCCGUGCCUCCAUGCCUCCCACCAUCGCCUAGCUCCCAUCUCCCGCAUUCCUCAAACCACCGCCAUGGACAAGAACAUGCCCCCGACUUUGCUGGGUUCAUGCGCACCCGCCCAGCCUCCCUCACCUCCCGCUUCCGUCCCCUUCAUUCCCCCACUUGCGCCCCUUUACCCGCUCCCUUCACAGUCCCCCCCGUGGGCCCCCAUCAACCCUUCCUCACACCCCUUGCACGUACUCUCCCCACUUCCCUCCCUCCCGCCCUUCCGCACCCCUCCGCCAGCCCUCCUGCUUUGCCUCCUUAUCCCCCUUCUCCCGCCCCUUGCCCCCUGCCCGUCACUGCUGGCGCUCUCUGCGCUCCCCCUCCCACUAACGUGCAGACCAAUUUGUGCAGACUCUCGCGGAGGCGCGCACGCAGCGAGGGUGGUGGCCGCCCGUGUCUCGGCAGCGGUCCCCGCCUGCACGCCCGUGCCCUUCCAGGUCUUGCGCGGACUCGCCUGCUUGCCCUACCCGCCAUUGCCGCUGCUCCUCGCGCCCCUGCUAUCGCGGCUCCCCGUCAUCGCGAAUCGUUUUUUAUCGCUAUCGUUCUCUACUGUUGCUUUUUCACCGUAG
Molecule: messenger RNA, 1146 nt
Organism: Closterium sp. Naga37s-1
Lineage: Eukaryota; Viridiplantae; Streptophyta; Zygnematophyceae; Desmidiales; Closteriaceae
Source: the annotation of a GenBank genome assembly